Cinara cedri is the source of this 4102-nucleotide messenger RNA. Lineage: Eukaryota; Metazoa; Arthropoda; Insecta; Hemiptera; Aphididae. The record is from the annotation of a GenBank genome assembly.
GGUUGUUGGUAGAACCACAGGUACAAAUUAUUUUGUGCAAUCAAAAAGGAACGUGUGUUAAAAACGCAUGAAACGAAACGACAUGGUGAGUUGAGGACUUCCCUCUAUUCUAGUCUUCAUGAUCCAACCAUAUAUAAUAAAGAAAUAGAUAAGCUAUCAGUGUUUCAUGAUGGUACAGACUAUUAACUUCAAGUUUUAUGAAGUAACGCGAUUUACCUUACACCACUGUAUAUAGAUAGAGUUUAAUGCUCCUCUGGGAACAUCACCUCAGUUCCUCACCUCAGUAUUCUUGUCUAUGCUCAGUACUUCGCUUACAAUUGUUAUAGGAGUAAUCUAUCUCUAAUCAAUUACUUUAUUAUCUAUGGGUACACCACGAUAGAAAUAAUUCUUUAAUAAUCAUUAUAAUAACUACACCUAUUCUAAUAUUUAUAUUAUACAAUCUAUACAAUAUUUUACAAUACUCGUAGGAAAGUUUUUAUUUUGAUCAUAAUUGUAGUUGAAUUUAUUAAUGUCGACCUUUAUACUAUUGAUAAGGCCUAACUCAUUGUUUCGAUUUAUUGAAACCUAUUUGAUUAUAUAAUUUCAAGUUUAAUAAAGUAUUGUAGACAUUUUAUAAACAUUAACUUAGUACCUAAUCAUUAUAAUCAAAUCAUUACAUAACUAAGUUGGGAACCUAAUAAUAAUUUGAACAUUGAAUUUUGAAAACUAUUGGGACUUUAAUUAAAUUCAUUGUUAGAAAAAUAAGUUUUAAGGAGUAAAAUGGAUAUUUUAACAAGUAAUGUUUCUAAAUUAAUUUCGUUAUCAUCUACUCAUGUUAUUGGAAUGACUGUUGCUAGUGCUGCUAUUGGUUUUCUGAACUAUUAUUUAAUUUUUGCAGUUAAGGUAAGAAUUUAUUAAUUUACAUAAAGUAAAUAUUUUAUGAUAGCUUUUAUUAUUCAUCGUAUGAAAAUGUAACUAUUUUUAUAAAUGAAAUUGUACAUAUUAUAAAAAAAUUACUCUGUAUUAAUCAUUUUCGUAGUUUUAGACAUUUUUAUUGAAUAAAUUAAAUCUCUUAGAGGGAUUGCUUUUAAACCCCCUCUAUUAUUUUUGCUUAUUUAAAUAUUUUUAGAGCAUUUAUCCAGUUUCUAGUUAUAAUUAUAAACUAAUUGUAAGUACCUAUAUUCUAGAAACCCAGAAUACAUUGUAAAGAAGGUGAAUUUAAAAAUUUUAUUCGCCAAAAUAUUCCAAUUAUCAAUGAAAAGUAUUGGCCAACAAUAUGGUGUUUUGAAGCUAGAUUUCAAAGUGUAUUAGCAAGUUUGAUACGAUCAUUUGUUGUUCCUCCAGCAGUAUAUAAAAGGUAAUUUAAAUUUAUAUUACCAAAAUACCUAUAUUAUAUUUUUAUUUUCUCUGUUGAUAAUUUAUUUAUUUUUAAUUUAUAUAGUUAUUUUUAAAACAUUGUAGAGAAAUAUUUACAUUAAAUGAUGGAGGUCAAGUAGCAUUAGACUGGCUGGAACCAACUAAACAUUCUAACUUAAUGUAUGAUGCUACCAUUUUAUUUUUGCCAGGAUUAACUGGUGAUAGUAAAUGUGAGUAUGUCAGAGCUACAUCAUUGGCUGUACAAAAAUCAGGAUUCCGGAUUGUUGUUUUCAAUUAUAGAGGAAUUGGUGGUAUUGAAUUGAAGGUAUUAUGUAAUUUAAAAUAAUAAUACAUCAUUUAAUACAUUCGGUACUUAUCAAUUUUGUAUACACAUACUCUGGUACUGUUCAAAACUGCAAGUAUUUUGUUUUAUUAUAAGCCUAUAAAUAAAAAAAUUGAGACAGAUUUUACUCACAUAUAAAGUAAUAUAUACUGGAUAAUGUUGAUAGAAAAAAAAAAUCAAUACUUAUUAAAAAUAAAUUUAGAAAUGAUAUUUUGUCAUCAUCAACACAUGCAAAUAAACUAAAUGAUAGCUUAAGUCAUCAAUCUACAGUGAACGUGUUAAGAGUCAUUAUUAUAUUUAUAACCAUUUUUUAAUUUAUUUAUUUACAUAGUAAGAUUAUUUAUAAGUAUGAUAUCUAUCCUUAAGAUUCAUAAAUUCCUAUUAAAUGUAUGUAUUAUUCAUAGUGUUCAGUAGUCAAAGUGUAAUGUUAUAUGUAUCUUAUCUUUCAACUAUUAUGCAGUGCCUUUUAAAUACAAAUUGUAAAAAUAAGGUACAUGUCAGACUUUUUUAUUAUUUUUCAUUGGUAUUGCUUUAAACAAUUUGAAUAAUUAAAAUUGUAUUAUUAAAUUGUUUUAUUCACUAGGUCAGUUUAGUGUAUUGAGAUUUACUAUAUUAAUACAUUUCACAACUUACCUAUUCUUAAUACUUGUAUUUAUUUUAGACUCCAAGAACAUAUUCUGCUAAUAAUAUUGAAGAUUUAAUUGAAGUGGUUAAUCAUGUAAAAAGUAAAUAUCCUGAUACAAUUUUAGGUGGUAUUGGUGUAUCUAUGGGUGGGUAAGUGAAACAUACAAAUUAUUAAUCAUUGAAUAUAUUAAUGAUUAGAAAUUAAAGUUAUUGUAUUUUUUAUAAAUAGUCUUUUAUUGGGAAGUUUUUUAUCAUCAACUGAACAAUACACUCACAAAUACUUCUCUGCAGCUAUGUUAAUAUCAGUACCUUGGAAUUUAAUGGCAACAACUAAAAACAUUGAAAAACCAUUUUUAAAUCGUAUGCUAUGUUCAUAUUUGGCAAAAUGUCUAUGUAAUCUUGUAGAAAAGUUAGUUUUAAUAUUCAUGAAUAUAAAUUAUAUUUGAUACUUAAUUACUUAAUAGUAAUAUGUUUAAAUGUAUUAUUUUAGUAGUAGUAAUGUGUUAAAUUCUUCAAGGCAUAAAUGGGAUUACAAUCAAGUUAUACAAGUAUAAAAUAAGAAUACGUGUAAAUUAUUUUAAUUUUAAUAAACACAAUUUUUUUCAGAGUAAAACUAUUCGAGAAUUUGAUUCAAAUUAUACAAUUAAAUUAUUUGACCACGAAUCUGUUGAAGAGUAUUAUAAAAAAGCCUCACUGCAUGAUAAAUUGGAUUGCAUUCGAGUGCCCUGUUUAUGUUUAAAUGCUGCUGAUGACCCAUUUUGUUUAGAAUCUGGUAAAAUUGUUGAAUUUAAAAAUUUGUAAUAAAAUUAUUAUUAAUAUUGCUAUAUUUUAGAUUUGCCACUACGGAGCGCUGACAAUUUAGACAAUUUAGCUAUUUUAGUUACAGUUAAAGGUGGUCAUAUUGGAUUUUUGGAAGGUAUUUGGCCAUUCAGUAAUCAUAAUGAAUUUAUGUUUCGUAUAAUUGAUCAAUAUUUUAGUUCAAUUUUUAAGGACAAUAGUUAUAAAAAAUAUUUUUGUUGAUUUUUUAAAAUAUAAAUUAUACCUAUAGUAAAACACUAGGUAUUGUAAACAAAAAUUAUUUAGGGUAUUCAAUUUUUUUAAUAUAUAAUAUUAUAUUAUUAUAUUUAGGUCAUAGACAGUGCUCAAAUAAAAGAAGAGAUACUAAGACUUAAAAAAAACAGCGGUACUUACAAUUAGCUGUACAGGCUGGAAAUAUGUAUAAAGCCUAAUACUUAAAUAGCUCUUUAGUCUUUCAAGACAUGAUAUAAUUUUCAAAACAUUCUGUCAAUUUUUGGUUUUUCAGCUUUUUAUUUAGUUGUAUUUGAUUAAAAUUGAUUUGGCUUUGUGAAAAUGCUUGAAAAUUUAAUACUUGGUUUAUCAUAAAUUACUAUUAGUGGUAAAAAAAUGUUUUUUUUUUGUGUUUAAAUGUAUGGUCCAUGUGUGUUAUUUUAAAAAAAAUAGUAGAGGUACUCUAAAAUUUGUGAAAAAUGAGUUGAGGUAGAGUCUCCCUUUUUCCCUCUCUCUAAUUUGAGCGCUGGCCAUAGGGUGUACGUACAUAAGUAUACAAUAUAUAUAAAAUAUAUGUAUUGUUUUUAUAGUAGUAAUUGGUAGGGUUUUUAUAUUAUUAUUUUAUAAAACAUUUUAAAAUAAUAAAUCUUCAUAGGACAUAUUAUAUUACUUAUUAUACUUUUGUGUAAAGUUAUAAAGUGUAUUUCUUUAUUUAUAACUUAUUACAAAUAUAAAACUAGACUAUUUUAAUAUGUUUGUUAUUUUAUUGUUGAUUUGAUAUGAUCCAUUAGA